Prunus armeniaca (apricot) is the source of this 183-nucleotide messenger RNA. The record is from the annotation of a GenBank genome assembly. Lineage: Eukaryota; Viridiplantae; Streptophyta; Magnoliopsida; Rosales; Rosaceae.
AUGUCUAUUGUGUUCGUCCAUGGGGAAUUUGAGAUUAGUUUCUCUUAUGGAACCCUUUUCUACAAGACAUUCAUUUUCAUGGCAAGUUAUUCAUAUUCAACUGUGGAGGAUGAAAAGAAGAUUGAUCAAGUCAAGAAAUGCUUACGGAGAUUGGGGAGGAAGCAUGUAGGGUCAAAUAUGUAG